AGCUGCUGACUGCAAAGAAGACCCACACCUCUCUCACCACGAGUGCCCGCCUUAGUGAGGAUCCAGGGUGGCCACCCUUCCCAACCCACUGCCCAGUUCCUGUGUCAGCAGAGAGAGGCUCUCACUGACUAAGGGGCUGUGAGGGUUCCAGCAAGAUGGAAGACCUCCCAGGAGGUUGGCCCAGCACAAAUUGAAGUGAUCCCUUGCAAAAUCUGUGGGGAUAAAUCGUCUGGGAUCCACUACGGUGUUAUCACCUGUGAGGGGUGCAAGGGCUUUUUCCGACGGAGCCAACAGUGUAAUGUGGCCUACUCCUGCACCCGUCAGCAGAACUGUCCCAUCGACCGCACCAGUCGGAACCGAUGCCAGCACUGCCGCUUGCAGAAGUGCCUGGCUCUGGGCAUGUCCCGAGACGCUGUCAAGUUUGGCCGAAUGUCCAAGAAGCAGAGGGAUAGCCUGCAUGCAGAAGUGCAGAAACAACUGCAGCAGCAGCAGCAGCAGCAGCAACAGGAGCAAGUGGCCAAGACGCCCCCAGCAGGAGGCCACGGAGCAGAUACACUCACCUACACCUUGGGGCUCCCAGAUGGGCAGCUACCACUGGGUGCCUCACCUGACCUGCCCGAGGCGUCUGCCUGUCCCCCUGGCCUCCUGAGAGCCUCAGGCUCUGGGCCACUCUAUUCUAACAACUUGGCUAAAACAGAAGUCAACAGGGCGUCCUGCCACCUCGAGUACAGCCCUGAGCGAGGCAAAGCUGAGGGUAGAGACAGCAUCUAUAGCAUGGGCAGCCAGCUUACUUCUGGAAGAUGUGGACUUCAUUUUGAGGGAUCCAUGCACCCUGAGCUUGAGGAACCGGGACAAGGUCCAGACAGUCACUGUAGCCCCAGUUUCUGCAGCACCCCAGAGACACCAUAUGCCUCUCUGACAGAAAUAGAGCACCUGGUACAGAACGUCUGCAAGUCCUACAGAGAGACAUGCCAGCUGCGGCUGGAGGACCUGCUACGGCAGCGCACCAACCUCUUCUCCAGGGAGGAGGUGACCAGCUACCAGAGGAAGUCAAUGUGGGAGAUGUGGGAGCGCUGUGCCCACCGCCUUACAGAGGCCAUUCAGUACGUAGUGGAGUUUGCCAAGCGGAUCUCAGGCUUUAUGGAGCUCUGCCAGAAUGACCAGAUCAUACUACUGAAAGCAGGAGCAAUGGAGGUCGUACUGGUUAGGAUGUGCCGAGCCUACAACGCUGACAACCACACAGUCUUUUUUGAAGGCAAAUAUGGUGGUGUGGAGCUGUUCCGAGCCUUGGGCUGCAGUGAGCUCAUUAGCUCCAUCUUCGACUUCUCCCACUUCCUCAGUGCCUUGCGUUUUUCUGAGGAUGAGAUUGCCCUCUACACAGCCCUGGUUCUCAUCAAUGCCAAUCGACCUGGGCUCCAAGAGAAAAGGAAAGUGGAACAGUUACAAUACAACCUGGAGCUAGCCUUCCAUCAUCAUCUCUGCAAGACUCAUCGCCAAGGCCUCCUGGCCAAGCUGCCACCCAAAGGAAAGCUCCGGAGCUUGUGUAGCCAACACAUGGAAAAGCUACAGAUCUUCCAGCACCUCCAUCCAAUUGUGGUCCAAGCUGCCUUCCCUCCACUCUACAAGGAACUCUUCAGCACUGAAAUUGAGUCCCCUGAGGGGAUGUCCAAGUGAUCUGGAUGAGAGAUGACAUUCAUCUCCCUUCAGCCUGCUGGCCCACCUCCCCGGACCUUUCCUGUGCCCUCUGGAAGGUGGUCUCCACCUGCUAUCUAGGAGUGAGCAAAAACUGAGACUGGUUCUGCCCUCAGGCUUACUUGGCAGUGCAACAAUAGCCAAAGGGUGGUGAUGGAGAAAAGAUGUGUUCUUUUUCAUUUCCCAUACCUUCUACCCUGCCUUCUGGGUGGUAUGGGGUGGGUAGGAUACAAGGACCUCUAGGAUGACCACCAAACACAAACAAACAGGGGAAUAAACCCAGACACCUGGGAUGACAAGAACUCUACCCUAGGCUCAGAAGCUAAGAAUAGGCCUUUGAAAUACCUCAUUGUAUUUCCCCAUGGAAAUACAAUCUCUUCCGACUCGGGGAGAUGGAGCACGCUCAGAGACUAGUGGCAAGAGCCCAGAAGGAACUGUAUAUUACAUGAAUCCAGCUCCUUAAGAUUUUCUACUUUCUUCUUCUUAGUUCAGAAACUUCUCAGUUCAGAAAAGUUGUUGACUACUCUGCCUUUUUCCUGGGAUCUAAAAAAUACAUGGGUAUGUGAAGGAUAAGGAUGGGAUGGAGAUGAGGGGCCAGGAUAAUGGUUUUAAGGGAAUUGGGUGUGGAGAGAAGGUAUGGUGGAAGUCCAGAGCAUCACUGGCAGCAUUAGAAUGCAAUGCAGGCAGAUCAGAGACACACAUCCACACACAGGUGGAACACAUACCAACUCCACCUGAUGCAGUUUUGACACCAUCUCCUCUGUGUGGUCACAACUCAGAGAAGGCAAAGGGCCUUAGGGAAGAGUUCCAACCACAGGACCUCAGAACAUUUUUCAUGGUGUUGCACCCACCACGAUCCAUCCCAGCUCCAUCUGUCUUCUAUUACAAGAACCCCCAAGAGAAGCAGAGGACUGGACACCGGUCAACCAGAAAGCCAAGGACAGAGUCUGGGAGAAUGCCCGUGACUACAGCCUCUACCCUGCUCUCUCUUUGAGGAAGGAAGGCAAUGCCAUCCCCUGCUCUGUGCCUGGGUGCCACUGACCAGCAUGAGGAACAGGGCAGGGACCUGUUUCUCCCCGGUGAUCUUGCUCCAGAAUUUCUCUCAGCUUUAUAAGUCUGCAGAACCCACAAGGCAGGCUAAGUACCGAUGACAAGGAGGGGAAUUGCUUUUCCUCUCAGGGGAAGGUUCAGCUGGAUAAACAUAAACCCCAACUUGUGCCAUUCUUUAUAAAAUGAUUUGAAAGGC
This is a messenger RNA of Nannospalax galili (Upper Galilee mountains blind mole rat), 2938 nucleotides long. It is a transcript of the gene Rorc, whose product is annotated as RAR related orphan receptor C. The record is from RefSeq and is a predicted model, not a curated record. The transcript is spliced from 11 exons. Gene Ontology annotation, biological process: regulation of transcription by RNA polymerase II. Gene Ontology annotation, molecular function: zinc ion binding; nuclear receptor activity; RNA polymerase II cis-regulatory region sequence-specific DNA binding. Bases 400 to 1674 code for a protein of 424 amino acids. Lineage: Eukaryota; Metazoa; Chordata; Mammalia; Rodentia; Spalacidae. Gene Ontology annotation, cellular component: nucleus.